Molecule: messenger RNA, 1554 nt
Organism: Arabidopsis lyrata subsp. lyrata
Lineage: Eukaryota; Viridiplantae; Streptophyta; Magnoliopsida; Brassicales; Brassicaceae
Product: AMSH-like ubiquitin thioesterase 3
Biological process (GO): protein K48-linked deubiquitination; protein K63-linked deubiquitination
Cellular component (GO): endosome; membrane
Molecular function (GO): protein binding; metallopeptidase activity
Source: RefSeq, a predicted model, not a curated record
CUGAUUUUUAAUGUCGACAUUGGUUCAUAAAACGACACAGUUUUAACCCUUCUCUGUCUCUUACGUUUCUCAGCGCCAUUGAUUCUUCGAUCUCAGCAAAACUUUCGCCGGAAAACUGAUUUCAAAUCGGGAAAGACUUAACUGUGCAAUCGGAUACGGCGAGAUGAAGAUUGAUCUGAACAAGGUGGCUCGUAAAAUCGAAGUCGAUAAUCGUAUCCCUCUUCGUAAUUACUACCGUAUCGCCGAUAAUCUCCUCCGACAGGCCAGUAUAUAUCGGGAAGAGAAGAAUGUGGUGGAUUUGUAUAUCAUGCUUCUUAGAUAUUCAAGUUUGAUUUCUGAAACAAUUCCUUUCCAUCGAGAUUACCAGGCAUCGCUUCCACAAGAAAGACUUGGGAGUAGGAAGAGGUUGCGUGCUGUAAUCAAUGAGCUCGAGUCUCUGAAACCGGAAUUCAACCGGCUAGUUGAUAAGCUGAACAGAGUUGAGGAUGAAUCCCGUCUGGUUGGAAGUGAUCUCCCGAUUGUUUCAUAUAGUUCAGAUGCUGUUGAGUGGCCUCCUGCUCAUAAAGCUUCAUACUCCGGACCUGAUAUUAACAAGCCCUUACCAACAUCUCAACCAUCCUGGACGUAUAACAAUAAUCUGACAUCAUCUUCAAAUCGUACACAGAUCGAUCAGCAAUUCCAGAAGCUAUCUUUUGAUUUUCUGCCUCCAAACCAAGCAACCUUGUCAAGGCAUUCAUUUCUAGGUCCGAAUGGUCUUAAAAGUCAAUGGGUUGCACCCAAGUCGGAGAUAAAGGUUCAAUAUCCGAGUAAUACGGAUUGGGGUUCUGCAGACAAUUCUGGUUUAAUUGAAGCUGGACCAAGCGGUUCCUCAGCAUCACAUAAUGGUGAUUCUCAAGAAGUCUCAACGCUGAACUCUGUGCUCUCCUUAGAUGAUGGUCGAUGGCAGCAACAUUCUGAGGCAGUAAAUUCCCAGUUUAUUAGUGAUGCAACUGAAGACCCGUUUCAGUUUGUCGGUAUGAAGCAACCUUCCCCUCCUCCCGUGCUUGCCCAAGUGCAUCAAGAGUUAGCCCAAAUUUGCCCAUCUAAAGUUGCUGAUCCUAGACCAGGACCUGCAAUUCCUUCUCUAGAAGGAAAAGAGGGUAGCAAUUCUUAUCAGCAUUUGCAUGUGCCCGUGCGCAUAAUGGAUGAUUUCCUAAGGCUAGCUCGGUCAAACACAGAAAGGAAUUUAGAAACUUGUGGAGUACUUGCUGGCUCUCUGAAAAACAGGGUUUUUCAUAUCACUACUCUCAUAAUCCCAAAGCAGGAGUCUACCUCAGAUUCUUGCCAAACACUAAACGAGAGAAAUAUUCGAAGUACAGGACAGACUCUCUCUAUUUCCCUUGGGUUGGAUUCAUACACAUCCUACACAAACUUGCUUCAUGUCAUCAGUUGAUCUUCACACACACUACUCAUAUCAGAUAAUGCUACCGGAGGCAGUGGCAAUCGUAAUGGCUCCAACAGACGAAUCAACACCUCACGGAAUAUUCCAUCUCUCUGACCCAUCAGGCGUAUCAG